AUGGCUCAACUUUUCAAUGUUUUCCUACGAAACUCUGCGAGUUUGAGCAAAAAUAAGGCCCUUUUGGCGAAUUUAUCCGCUGUUUACAAUGUGAAUUCACACCGGAAGGGCCAUCGAUGGAUGCCAGAUGCGGAGUACGUCAAGGAUUACCAGGGAGCAGUCAUGUACCCUGAUGACAUCACCAGUGUUAUCAAACACCCAGCUUACAGCGGUCAAGUGAUGCCUGCAGAGAGGCAAGUGAAGAACAUGGUUCUGAACUUCGGACCUCAGCAUCCGGCUGCUCACGGCGUGUUGCGUCUUGUGCUGGAGCUCGAUGGAGAGACGGUCCGCGCAGCCGAUCCCCACAUCGGCCUUCUGCACCGCGGCACAGAGAAGCUUAUCGAAUACAAAACCUAUACACAAGCGUUGCCCUAUUUCGAUCGCCUGGACUACGUGUCCAUGAUGUGCAACGAACAGUGCUACAGUCUUGCGGUCGAAAAGCUUUUGAAUAUCGAUAUUCCAAUCAGAGCUAAGUACAUUAGAACUCUAUUUGCGGAAAUGACCCGCAUUCGAAAUCACAUAAUGGCGGUGGCCACGCAUGCGCUGGACGUCGGUGCUCUCACGCCAUUGUUCUGGCUGUUCGAGGAGCGAGAGAAGUUGAUGGAAUUGUACGAACGCGUCAGCGGUGCUCGGAUGCACGCCGCCUAUGUCAGACCGGGCGGUGUGGCGCUGGAUAUGCCUCUCGGUCUAAUGGACGACAUUUAUGAGUUCUCGAGUAAGUUCUCCGAGCGGCUCGACGAGGUCGAAGAUGUCCUCACCACCAACCGCAUCUGGGUGCAGAGGACGAAAGAUAUUGGAGUCGUCAGUGCACAAGACGCAUUGAAUUAUGGGUUUAGCGGUGUAAUGCUCCGCGGUUCGGGCAUCAAGUGGGAUUUGCGCAAAACUCAACCCUACGACGCCUAUCAUCUGGUCGAAUUCGACGUGCCCAUCGGUACUCAUGGGGAUUGCUACGACAGAUACUUGUGCCGCGUGGAAGAGAUGCGCCAAUCCCUACACAUCAUCGACCAGUGCCUUAACCAGAUGCCACCAGGCGAGGUCAAGACCGACGACGCUAAACUCUGCCCUCCCUCAAGGCAGGAGAUGAAGACUUCCAUGGAAGCCCUCAUCCACCACUUCAAGCUGUUCACGCAGGGCUACCAAGUGCCCCCUGGCAGCACGUACACGGCCAUAGAGGCGCCCAAGGGAGAGUUCGGGGUAUACCUCGUUUCCGAUGGCAGCUCCAAACCUUACAGAUGCAAAAUCAAGGCCCCCGGUUUCGCCCACCUAGCAGCUUUGGAGAAAAUCGGCAAAAACUCCAUGUUAGCCGAUAUAGUCGCGAUCAUAGGCACUCUCGACAUCGUGUUCGGGGAAGUCGACCGAUAACGUUCCCUUAAAAAAUCAUUAAAUACCAGGUAGUGCCGUUAAACGCCAGUCAUUGUGUCAGAUAUGUGUUCAAUUAUUACCACUAAGGCUCA
Molecule: messenger RNA, 1493 nt
Organism: Hyposmocoma kahamanoa
Lineage: Eukaryota; Metazoa; Arthropoda; Insecta; Lepidoptera; Cosmopterigidae
Product: NADH-ubiquinone oxidoreductase 49 kDa subunit-like
Exons: 10
Coding region: 1-1401 (466 amino acids)
Biological process (GO): mitochondrial electron transport, NADH to ubiquinone
Molecular function (GO): NAD binding; quinone binding; NADH dehydrogenase (ubiquinone) activity
Source: RefSeq, a predicted model, not a curated record